Oncorhynchus kisutch (coho salmon) is the source of this 1813-nucleotide messenger RNA. Its product is annotated as GTPase IMAP family member 9-like. Gene Ontology annotation, molecular function: GTP binding. The coding region runs from base 1081 to 1797 and encodes 238 amino acids. The transcript has 3 exons. Lineage: Eukaryota; Metazoa; Chordata; Actinopteri; Salmoniformes; Salmonidae. The record is from RefSeq and is a predicted model, not a curated record.
AAGUAUAUUUUUUUAACCGGAAGACGAGCCAACUAUCUAGUAAACACUUCGGAGAAGAGGUCGGUGUCUCUUUUUCGAACACAAUUCAACGGAUAUAUCUUGUAAUUGAACAAAAUAAUGUGGCCAAUAACUGGGGACCGUAUGACGAUAAUACUGGACGUAUUGUUUUGCUAAACCGCUUAUCAAAAAGCUGUUAAUAGUAAUGUUUCCACUGAAACGUCAAACAUGCUAGUUGCUAAACCGUUAGCUAACAUUUUUACGCCAACAAUAAUCACAAAACCGUGAUGGCUUGAUCACAGGAUAACACUGUUGAAGGUAAUAUUUAGUAAACGCUGUUGAAUAUGCCGAUAAAACGAAGUUUCAAGCUAAUUGCGUCACGGAAGACAUGAUCAAUCUUGAUUGUGUUAUGUCUGAUUUAAUACGAAUAUGUAGCCUAAAUAUUACCCUACCAAUAAUACACUUCAAUGGAAUGCUUUUACAUGAUAGAUUUAUGAAUAAACUCAAUGACACACAGGCCUAUUGGUGAACCAAAGCUGCAAAGCUGUCAGUUUAAAUCAACGUAAAUGCAAUGACAUGGCUCAGGGUUUUUAUAAUUCCUUCAAGAUCAGGCACCAAUCCAAACUUUUGCAAGCUACAUCCAAACCAUUGCAGGUGGUGUUACUUGGUAAAACAGGAGCAGGGAAGAGUGCCACAGGAAACACCAUCCUGGGACGCAAAUAUUUUUUCUCAAAGAAGAGUUCCAAAUCAGUGACUGCUGAUAUUGAGAAACAAAAUGUCACCAUUGAAGGAAUAGAUCUUGUUGUGUAUGACACUCCAGGAUUCUGUAACUCCGAUCAAUCUGAAGAGCAAAUUCAGGAGAAAUUCCAGGAAGGCCUCAAGUUAACCUCAUCUGGUCCCCGUGUGUUUCUCCUGGUGGUGAAGAUAGACAGAUUAACAGAAGAAGAGAUGAGGGUCAUCAGUAAAGUAGAAGGUCUUCUAGGAGAGAGUCUUUUGAAGCAAACCUGGAUCCUGUUCACCAGAGGAGAUGAGUUAGAAGACCAGACUAUAGAAUAAUUAAUUGCUGACUCUGUCACAGAAGUGAUGAGAAAAUACAGUGGAAGAUACCAUGUGUUCAACAACAAGAGGGGUGAUCCUGAGCAGGUCAAAUCACUGCUGAAAAAGAUAUCCAUCUGUCUCAAUUCAACAGAUUCAAGGAGCUCCCCCACCAGGAAUCUCCCAGAAAGAAGGAUGGUUCUGCUUGGAAAAACCGGUGUUGGGAAGAGUGCAACAGGAAACACCAUCCUGGGACGAAAGGAUUUUGUCUCAAAGAAGAGUUCCAAAUCAGUGACUGUUAAUAUUGAGAAACAAAAUGUCACCAUUGAAGGAAUAGAUCUUGUUGUGUAUGACACUCCAGGAUUCUGUAACCCCGAUCAAUCUGAAGAGCAAAUUCAGGAGAAAUUCCAGGAAGUCCUCAAGUUAACCUCAUCUGGUCCCCGUGUGUUUCUCCUGGUGGUGAAGACAGACAGAUUAACAGAAGAAGAGAAGAGGGUCAUUAGUAAAGUAGAAGGUCUUCUAGGAGAGAGUCUUUUGAAGCAAACCUGGAUCCUGUUCACCAGAGGAGAUGAGUUGGAAGACCAGACUAUAGAAGAAUUCAUUGCUGACUCAGAUGACCUCACAGAAGUGAUGAGAAAAUACAGUGGAAGAUACCAUGUGUUCAACAACAAGAGGGGUGAUACUGAGCAGGUCAAAUCACUGCUGGAAAAGACAUCUAUCUGUCUCAAUUCAAGGAGCUCCCCCAUCAGGAAUCUCCCAGAGUGAAGGAUUGUUCUGCUUG